AUGCAGGCGAACAGCUACCGAAGCUGUCCUGGAAAUGCCGUCCCCGAACCAUAUCGAUCGCUUCAUGCGUGGCUGUUGAAUGCCUUCUCCCAACCCGCCUUCCAAGAUCACGGUGGAUUUUGUCCGGGUCGAGGCAAAUGGACGACUACUGCUGUCGGUGCUUGUGUCCGUUGCGAGCCGUAUAUCAACACAGCGGGCCGUAUCCGCGAAUUUUGUCGGAAAUAUCGACAGCUGAGCGGCACCAACCAGGCUUACGUUUCACAUUUGAUGCUAGACCGAGGCUACACUUUGAUGGAUGCAGUAAGGACUGCGUCACGGGUGCCAACUUCCUUUGCAGUUCUAUCUCCGUUGCCCGUAGAUGAGCACGCACUACGUCUACCGGUAUCUCGGACUCGUGAGACCCGCUGGUCCGCGGUCGCCCAAACCCACGAUCCCCGUUCAUCUACCCCUCCCGCCUUGUCCGCCUUGACGCAUCACAGCCCUGCCGAUGCAGCUGGCUUCUCAAGCCCAAUUCCGGCUCAUGGAGAUACGUCAUACCGCUUCGUCCUCCACGAGACGAUUAUUCAGGGGAAUGGAGUUCGCUAUCAUCGCAUUUUGCAGUUGAGGCCUAGAACUGUGCCAAGCGGUGUGCCCUAUAGUCCGAUUCGUGGAGCUCGAGUCUCUCUGCAUGUACGGAGAAUAGGCGGUCCAGACGUUGCCGAGGGACGUCUACAAGAUGUUGAAGGUCUGCCUGGUGGUUCGGGCGACGUUCUCACAGAGUUGCUGGAAAUUGGCGCGAUGGCAGCGCUAUCUGACGGAUAG
Molecule: messenger RNA, 801 nt
Organism: Westerdykella ornata
Lineage: Eukaryota; Fungi; Ascomycota; Dothideomycetes; Pleosporales; Sporormiaceae
Exons: 1
Coding region: 1-801 (266 amino acids)
Source: RefSeq, a predicted model, not a curated record